AUGGAGUCUGUGUCUAAGCUCAGAUAUGACCCUCUUAUGAGCAAUACCAUCAGCACCCUCCCUUCCGGUCUCCUCUCAAAGCAUCUUCAUUCAACUUUCAUGGAACUUCUAAGAUUUUCCUCUUUCAUUCUUGUAACAUCCAUCGAAGCUUUCUUCAUCUUGAAGAAACGAAAACCAAUUUUCCAUGUCUUCUUUCUCAUUUGUUUCAUCCUCUUUUUCAUUGUCAAACACUUCCUCUCAAAAGCUUCUUCGGUUUAUUUAGUUGACUUCUCAUGUCUUCGACCGCCAAGCUUUUGCAGAGUUCCCUUCUCUUCUUUCCUGGAAAAUGCUUCCAUGUUGGAAUGCUUCGACGUUGAAAGUAUCUCUUUCAUGGCCAAGGUCCUCAGUUCUUCUGGACUAAGCGAAGAAACCUAUCUACCCCCAGCUUUACACUACAUUCCACCAAAACCCCACGUUGAAGAAGCCAUCAAAGAAGUCCAUAUGGUGCUCUUCCCCAUCCUGGAAGACCUUCUGUCCAAAACUAGACUGCUGCCUCAUGAUAUAGAUAUUCUCAUUGUCAAUUGUAGCGGUUUCUGCCCCUCCCCUUCACUCUCUUCCAUUAUUAUAAACAAAUACUCUAUGAGAAGUGAUAUUAAGAGCUAUACUCUCUCUGGCAUGGGGUGCAGUGCAAGCACUAUCGCAGUUGAUAUGGCUCUAAGUCUUCUGAAAAUUCACAAAAACUCUUGUGCCGUUGUUCUUAGCACUGAAAUCUUGUCUACCGGCUGGUAUCCGGGCAAUGAGAUGCCGAAGUUGCUCCUUAACUGUAUGUUCAGAAUGGGCAGUGCGGCCAUUUUGCUCUCCAACAAAAGUGAAGCAAAGAAGUGUUCGAAAUACAAACUGUAUCGAACACUGAGGACCCAAACUGCCUCUGACGACAAGGCUUAUUUUUCAGCAGUUCGCGAGGAGGACUCCAAGGGAAAUCUGGGGUUUACAUUGAACAAAGGUGUACAACAAGCCGUCGGAGAAGUUCUCAGAUCGAACGUCACGUUUCUUGGAUCCUCAAUCUUGCCCUUUAAGGAGAAAUUUCGGGUUUUUGUUUCCAUUUUACGGAAAAUAUUUAUCGACAAAUCUAGGCAUGAAACUUACGUGCCGAGUUUCAAGACUGUGAUACAGCAUUUUUGCUUGCCAACUGCAGGGAAGGCGACAAUAAGAGAGAUAGCUAAAGGGCUAAAGCUUGAAGACAAAGACAUAGAGCCUGCAUUGAUGACACUCGAGAGGUUUGGGAACCAGUCCUCUUCUGCACUGUGGUAUGAGUUAGCGUUAUUGGAAGCCAAAGACAGAGUGAAGAAGGGAGACAUGGUUUGGCUACUUGGGCUUGGGAGUGGGCUCAAGUGCAGCAGUGUCGUUUUGGAGUGUAUAAGGCCCAUAGUUGGGGAAUCCAAGAGGGGCCCAUGGGCUGAUUAUCUUUGUCGGUAUCCGAUCGUGACCGUUGAUCAAGGGCUUUAA
Messenger RNA from Juglans microcarpa x Juglans regia, 1485 nucleotides. Its product is annotated as 3-ketoacyl-CoA synthase 5-like. Gene Ontology annotation, cellular component: membrane. Gene Ontology annotation, biological process: fatty acid biosynthetic process. The record is from RefSeq and is a predicted model, not a curated record. Lineage: Eukaryota; Viridiplantae; Streptophyta; Magnoliopsida; Fagales; Juglandaceae. Gene Ontology annotation, molecular function: acyltransferase activity, transferring groups other than amino-acyl groups. Bases 1 to 1485 code for a protein of 494 amino acids. The transcript has a single exon.